UCAGAUUCUCAGCUUCCGUUUUAGUCGCUAUUAAAUCCUUAAGACAAUCAACGCCGCAACGUAAGACGCGCUUCUUGCCUUGUCGCUCCCCACAUUCUACGUCGAGCGACCACGCAUUAGGCAAGCCUCCUUCUACACCAUUUAUGAAGACCUCGCAGCAUGUAAAAGACACAUUAUCCGGGUGGCUUCUCACGUCGAUUGUGGUGGAGCUAUGAACAAUGUUCCCACCCCGACCACGCCGGCGGACCCUCAUCGUAUAUCUCACGGUCUUCAAGAGGACGACGCCGACGGCCCAGCACAGUCCGCCGUGUCCGAGCAAAACCGUGAUGGCAGCGCCACCACGCAAAACCCAUCACUCUCCCAGGCGGCGAAGGAAGGCCUUACGAAGAAGUUGCAGUUCAUGAUACAUCUUAGUAUUAGCUUGGAUACUCUGGUCUAUGCUGAGCUAUGUGCGCUGUACUAUAUGGACUGUUCUUUUUUCCGAUUGAUGAUACGAUGGGUACCACAAGCCCUAUUUAUUAGUCCUAAGGCCGAGGACACUAUUCUUAUUAUACCUAAUUAUCACGUUUCCGCGAUCAUCGGUCCAAAUUUCCUUUGCACCCUGAUGCAUCUUAUCGCCUCUCUACCCGAAGCAGGCGAAGCCUCGCGAGGCUACCUCCAUGGUGGCAUACUAUUCGACUUCAUCGGCCAGAAGGCGCCAUCGUCCAAGUUUUCGCUCCUAUUGUUGGAUCUUCUGAUAUUUGGACUGCAGUGCGUCAUGCUGACCGUAAAUAUGGAAAAGGAGAGAGUACGUAAAGCGUUGAAGCCGCCGACACUGCUCGAUAAUUCCGAUCUUUCCACGACAACGAGCUCUUCAAGCCAGGACUACGACGCAGAAGAGCGGGGGGUUUUGAGGGAUGCGCCAAUCGUGGAUGAGACCCACGACAUUGAAAUGCAAUCAUUAGGAAGUGGAAAUGGUGGCCAUCAACACAACGUAGAAGAGAGAGUUGGGUUACUAAGACGGACAACUACCCCUACAGACAAUCUUGAAAGUCUAGCUGAUACAUUGAGAUCUGGGAAUGCUGUUCUGGCCAAUUUUAACGUUCGGCAGUCACUUCGGACUGCUUGGCACAACCGGGCGAAUUCGCCUGAAAGCGCGGCUGCUUAUGCUAUACAGAAUGUCGGAUAUAAUGCGACGUUGGCGGCUUUGGCAGCGCAGAGGAGAGCGAGACUAGCAGCGACACAGCCGAGGCAGCCAUAAAAUAGCCAUUUGAGAUCGUUGUACAAAUUUAAAAGGAUAUCAUAUUAUUACGCAAUCUUCCUUCCUACGUUACCGACUCCAGUCCCCUUCAC
Molecule: messenger RNA, 1332 nt
Organism: Annulohypoxylon maeteangense
Lineage: Eukaryota; Fungi; Ascomycota; Sordariomycetes; Xylariales; Hypoxylaceae
Product: DUF1746-domain-containing protein
Exons: 2
Coding region: 212-1240 (342 amino acids)
Biological process (GO): SREBP signaling pathway; protein processing
Cellular component (GO): Dsc E3 ubiquitin ligase complex
Source: RefSeq, a predicted model, not a curated record